This is a messenger RNA of Anisakis simplex (herring worm), 564 nucleotides long. NCBI's taxonomy places the organism in Eukaryota, Metazoa, Nematoda, Chromadorea, Rhabditida, Anisakidae. The record is from the annotation of a GenBank genome assembly.
UUGCCGCCUCAAUUAAAGUGUUGCUGCAGGUGUGAGCAGGAUGCACGUGCCAGUAUUCGAGCAAACGAUAAAACUCGUGCGGCACAUCAUCUUCGUCUAAAGAAACGUGCCUUACAAGAAGUGGAAGCAAAAGAUAAUCAGUAUCAACGAUUACUCGAGAUGAUGCAUCAACUCGGACAAACCAAACAGAACAAACAAAUCAUGGAUGCAUACAAGGCUGGAGCCAGUGCCUUUAAAGCAACUCUGCAAAGACAAGGCAUUCAACCUGAACAGAUUGAUGAAACAAUGGAUAGUAUAAGUGAUGCGAUGGCAACAGCCGAGGAGAUAAGAGAGGCCAUUUCGGCGGGAGUUCCGGUGACAAAUGGCGUUGAUGAAGCGGAUCUGGAGGCUGAAUUGAACGCGAUUCUAGCAGAUAAGAAGAUCGAGGAGAAAGAAUCCGUGGUCAGCGGCUUACCUGAGGUUCCGUCCGAAGAACCAAAAGCUGUGUCUCCAGCGGCGAGUGUCACCAAUGAUGAACAGUCAUUGGCACAACGACUCAAAAGACUUCGAGAAUCGGCCAUUUGA